AUGGUGAUGCCGCGGGCAGCGUCAGUGGCGGUGGUGCACCAGUUCUGUUGGACCGGCAAGGGUCGGAAGAAAGCCACGCCCUUCUUCUGUUCGGGAGGCGAGGAGCUGGACCGACAUCAUUUUCGUGCCCCACCAACGCGGCGCCAACGGGGGCGGCACCAGCAGCGGGGGCGGAGCCUGGUGGACAGCAUCAUGUGGCUCAAUCUCGAACAGCAGGAGAAAAAUGGCGAAGAAGGUCAGGACCUUGAGGACAAUGGCGUGUUUUUCAAGUACGUCCGGCUCGGGGCGGUUCGCCUCAACGUCAGCACCACCGGAUACAAGCUCGUUCGCUUGAGCGAAUUCCCGGUGCUGGUGGCCCCGUAUGCGAGGCGGGGAAAGAUGACUAACUGGAAAAGGUUCAUGCACAAGUGCAUCUGGCGCAUGGUUCGCCAUACCACCAGGCAAGAUGCUGCACGAGUCUUCGGGCGUAUUCCCGGGGACGAAGAACGGUCCUCCCGCCAGCUGGUGCCGAGACCGGGGCAGUUACCGAAGAGUCUUCUACGGAGAUCUCCCCGGGGCGGGGAUGGGGAGGUGCGGGGGCGAGGGACAACGGAAUGGCGGCAAGGCCACAUCGCCCACGGCUCGGGCCGUUGUUCGACGCCGGGCGUCGAUUCCGGAAGCUCAUCGGAGGAGGGUGGGGGGGUGAAGGGGGAGGGGGAGGAGGACGAGGAGGAGGAGGACGACGAAGAGGGGGGUGGGGGACCUCAAGUGUCCAGAGCCGAAGAAGGCGUCUCCCGUUGUAGUAGCACGGCCGCCAGCGUUGGCGUCCGCGGCGGUGCUGGGAGUGAUGGCGGGGGUGGUGGCGGCGUUGCAGCUCAGGCUACAGGUGGCCACGCGAAGGCCCCCUCCGUCGAUAGCGGCUGGUGCAAGAGGGGAAGCCGCAGGGGCGUCGCUGGUAAGGGCGUGGCCAAAGAGAGCGCCGUUGGGGCGAUGUUCCGACGCCGGUUGCGCUCCGUGAAGGGAAGCCACGCAGGUGUUGUGUUGGAGGAAGCGGUGGCGGCGGCGGCGGCGGCGGCGGGGGCGGUAUCGGUAGAAGAGGGACGGACAGCGGCGUUGGGAAUGACCCCGGAGGGGGAGGCUACAAUCGCAGAAGAGGCCGGGAAUGACGGCGCCGUUGGUGAUCCCGUUCGCGCUGCUCUGCAAGGCAGCAGUCGCGUCGUUGGUCCCAAGGGCGUAGCGGAGGCGGGGGCUAUCUUCCCGCGCGAUCGCGACGACCGUGGCCACUCCUCGUCAUCGUCGUCUUCUUCUUCCUCUCCCUCUCCCUCGUCGCGUUGUCUGCGACAACAACCACCGGAGGCGGCGAUGCGAAUUCCUGUGGGGAUUCGUGUGGGGCGGCGGCGGCGCUCCCGGGAGGGGGAUAUCGAGGCCGGUGGGAGGGCCGAUGGCGGGGCCGAUGCCGGUGCUCUUGUUGCUGGCGGCAUCGCUGACGUCCGUGUGGGUGUAGGUCGAGGCGACGGCCGUGGUGACGGUGGGCCUCCUCCUUGAGGGUGGCAUUGUUCAAGAAUGAGUGCAUAUCCCUUCCGGCUUCUCGCUCUUCGAAAGGUUAUUGGUUUUCGUAAGCUAUAUGCAAUGUAUUUUAUGGAAAUGACGUGAGGAUCUAUUUUCGUUGGCGCAUCACACUUAGACCCUCAUUAGAGAGGAUGAAGCAUGCACCUUAUUCUCAUUGAUGAUGUGAUGCCAACCUCCCGUGCUGCUUGUCAUUGAUAGCUAAGAUAAUAGACUAAUGUUGGGAAGUUUGCGAAGGUUCGAGUACGGUAGAUCACUUCAGUUGGCUUGAUGUUUGUUUUGAACAUUUGUAUGCUUUUCAUUGGUGUUGCGUGUAUUUUUUCUCGGCCUUCAGUGUCCCAUUCUUGUUAAAGUUUGUGCUGUUUGCCCAGUACGGCGUUCGGUGCUUGGAAAGCACAAUAAUAUCCCAUUGGAUUGUAUUUUACCCUGAUCGUGUUUGACCAAUUGAUUGGGUGCUUCAAUGCGCUUGUUGAAAUCUUCUUCGAACCCCUUGGUUCCGAGGUAGGAGGUGUGCUCGGUAGAUGCUACAAUCGUUUGUCCCUGCAGUCGCGGGAGUGGCCGAAGGUGUAAGCCUCCCUCCUCCUCCUUUAUCACCCCCCGAUGUUGCGAAAACUCCGUCCACACUGUGUAACCUAGCCAUUCGAUUUCUUGUCAGCGACUUUCAACAGUUUGUAUCAGUAGUCUAUGUGCGCAGAUACAGAUGAAGCAAAGGUGGGUUAGUCUGUUCACGAGCGUUGUUCGGGUGCGCGGGACUGGGGGUGGCGGGAUAUUAAGUGUCAGACUGUUGCACUUGUAACAGAAAAAGUAUCAACAUCUGAAAAACAUGAAAAAUUCACCUGAAACGGUCCAAAAGCGAAGCGUGUCCAAAUGGACAGUCCGGAGCAGGGACGUUGGUUUGUAGGCUGGGCUUUGCAUGGAAAGUACCUCUACCGGCAGUCUCGGGAGAGGGGAGGAGACGACGUGUGUGUGCGUUUCGAUAUUACAGUCGAAUGUUGUUCGCGGUAAUGCAAAGAUGAGGGGGCGGGAGAAAGGGGGUGGGUGGGGAGGGGCGGAAGUGUCGUGAUGAGUUGUCGCGGCAGGAAACACUGCCCGAAAGUCCCCAGUGGGGUAUGGGGUAUGGGAUUUGAAUAUGGUCAUUGAAUAUUACUACACAGCAGUACGCACAUUCUUUUGGGGUAUUGUAGCAUGCUUGCGAGUCAGACAUGUGUAUCCUGGUACAUUGAAGGCAGAAGCGUCUGGAUCAACUGAACCAGACUGCGUUAAUCGCACAUGGCAGUGCAGCUCCGAGCGAAAUUUCGAAAAUAUCUGGACGAACGGAAAUCCAAAUCACGGUGUGGUUUGCGAAGGGUUAAGCCGUCGACAGUUCACGUGGGCCUCCUGCAGCUUCUCUGGCCCGAAAGUUCAAUCAGAAAACUGCGGGCACCUAUUGUCUCUCUCUUUGUUACAAGUUCAAGAGUAAUAAUCCCUUACCCCACUGGGGACUUUCGAGCAGCGUUUCUCUCUCUCUUUUUGUGUACUCGAAGACCUCUGCUUGCUGUCCCGUUGGAUCGAUAUCGCUCGUUCUCAUUCUGUUAGCACGCUUUCCAUUAGCAUUGGGGCGUCUUCUAUCGUGAGCCUUGAAUCGUGGGCAACAUAUGUCACACACAAUAUAAAAGUACUAUGGUGCUUCUCUUUGUCGUAUGAACGCCAGCUUUAAUCAGCAAACAUAAUCUCCAUUGAUAGUAAGCGCUUGUAUCCUGGAGCUUCGAUAUCUGCACGGAACAAGUCGCACUCAUUCAAAGCCCACGUUGACGGAGCUCGUCAUGGUAGCAGCUACCACAACCGCACCUCCGCCAUAGCUAUCGACAACGGGGUACCCUCUACGAUAGGAGACACGCAAAUUCGCCCCCCACCAAGGUGUAGUCGCUGGUUUGAAAACGUGAGUUCGUCGAUCGCGACUCCACAGGCUUGCGCGGAAUCAAACUAAGCAACACAUCUUGUGUGUGUACGUCCAAUCGCGUCCAUUGCCCUACUCACCCGGCUGCCUGGUCCCCCCCUCCUAUGCAGAACACCACGGCGUCGACUAUCAGGCACCGCUGUGUGCAGCAACAUUCUUCGAAGCAUCACACGCAAGUUUCCAAGGUACCAACACAAACAACAAAUCACCACAGCAAUACUGCACAUCAGACGCUUGUUGCCUGCCCACCAGGUUGCCGUCAUGCUCCCGGACGUCGCCGUCAUGAAAUACUUUCCAUACAACUCAAACGCUGAGUAGCAACUAUCGCCAUCAGCGCCAGGCUUUCACCACAUUCGGUGCUACGCACGCUGCACAACGUAAUUUUUCGGAGCACGGUGAUAUUUUGUGCACAAACGCACGAUACCGGAACUUGCCGACCUAUACACGCGCAUGAUUCCUUAGACCAUUGCUCCGAACAGAGCGUGCGCUUGGCUUGCGAACCACCCCCCGCUCGAACGAUCCUCGCAAUGACUUCACCACCUCUAGGCCUUGUCCUACAUUUACUCGCCGAACCAUCUCCAACGCGAUAGGACGGGCCCCCUCAAUGACUUCCCGGGGGAUGCAAGAAACUAACGGCAACAGCGAAGAAACAACCAUAAACGUACAGAGGCAGCAGGAAAAGCUGCCCAUAAUGGUGCGCGUUGGACACGGCGCCACCACACCGCCAUCAUCGGCUGGCCCGCCUCCUCAUGAGCGCCAGGUACCGAGCGUGCAGCAUGUCCACGAAGCGGUCGUCUUCCAUGAGCGACAUGAGGGUUACCUGGAGCGCUCGUUUGUCCAACAGGCCGGCGGGUUGCACAUCGCCACCGCGGCUGGCCCCGCCGUCGCCGCUUCGAGCCACCGCUGUUUCCUGGCUUGCCUGGUUUCCGCCGCCGCCGCCGCCACCUCCGCCUCCGCCUCCGUGGCUUCUCUCGGUGACAGGAGGCCCGGUCGCCUUCGCGCCAGCACCCGCAGGCGCGUCGCUUGCUCGCCGCCUUCCGGCGCCAGCAGCAGGAGCAGCAGGAGCAGCAGCGGCCAAGUUGCCGCUGUUCUGGCCUUGCACUUGACGGUCACCGGUACCACCAUGCGGCUUGCUGCUCCGUUCGGCGCCUCUCGCCUCCGAGUUCUCGGCCGCUACCCCUGGCGCUGCGGACGCGGAAUCUCCAUUUUUUCUGGGUUUCACCGCCGCCGCCGCCGCUGCCCUUGCACCGCCCGCAGCAGCAGCCACGGCAGUACCGCUGUUGCUGAUGCCAUCACCUCCCCGCUGGCUUGCAGCCGACGAAGUACGGCUGCCGCUGCUGGUGGUUGUGGUCCUGUUCUCCGCCGAGAGCAGCAGCUGCGACGGCGUGAGGAGCAUGCUCGCCUCCCGCGCGGCGGCGGUAGCGGCGGCGGAUAGAGGCGGGGCGCGCAAGCGCGAGCCUCCUGUGGCGGCGGCGGUGGCGGCGGUAACGGUCGUGGUGGAUCUGCCUGCCGCGGGAUUGGUGUUGGCGGUGCUGUCUCUCGUGGGACGGACGCCGGCGGCGUGGACCGGUCGGGGGAGACCGGCGUUUUCGGGGGGGGUGUCGCCGUUUUCGCCGGUAGCUUGUUGUAGCUGUUGCUGUAGCUGCUGCCGUCGCUGCUGCUGUUGCUGUUGCU
Messenger RNA from Ectocarpus sp. CCAP 1310/34, 5155 nucleotides. NCBI's taxonomy places the organism in Eukaryota, Phaeophyceae, Ectocarpales, Ectocarpaceae. The record is from the annotation of a GenBank genome assembly.